Messenger RNA from Arxiozyma heterogenica, 3060 nucleotides. It is a transcript of the gene CYM1, whose product is annotated as pitrilysin family metalloprotease. The record is from RefSeq and is a predicted model, not a curated record. Gene Ontology annotation, cellular component: mitochondrial matrix. The coding region runs from base 1 to 3060 and encodes 1019 amino acids. The transcript has a single exon. Gene Ontology annotation, biological process: protein processing. Gene Ontology annotation, molecular function: metal ion binding; metalloendopeptidase activity. NCBI's taxonomy places the organism in Eukaryota, Fungi, Ascomycota, Saccharomycetes, Saccharomycetales, Saccharomycetaceae.
AUGUUGAACUUUAAAAGAUUAUAUUCACAAAGAACUUUGUCACAAUUAGUACAAAAAUAUCCCGUAGGUAGUAAGAUAAAUGGUUAUACCAUACAAAGAGUCUUACCUCUACCCGAGUUCAAAUUAGCAUGUGUCGAUUUAUCUCAUGAACAAACAGGUUCAAAACAUUUACAUAUUGACAGUUCAAUAAGGCAAGAUGAUGAUAAUAAUGUGUUUUCAGUGUCAUUCCGUACCCAACCACCUAAUAAUACUGGUGUACCACAUAUUUUAGAGCAUACUACUUUAUGUGGUUCUGUAAAGUAUCCUAUACAUGAUCCAUUUUUCAAGAUGUUAAAUAGGUCUAUGGCUAAUUUUAUGAACGCAAUGACCGGACCAGAUUAUACUUUUUAUCCGUUUGCUACAACAAAUAAAAAGGAUUAUUACAAUCUAAUGAAAAUUUAUCUGGAUGCAACUUUCAAUCCCCUAUUAACUAGUGACGAUUUUAUUCAGGAAGGAUGGAGAAUAGAAAAUGAAGAUGUUAAUGAUAUUAAAAGUCCUUUGAUCUUUAAGGGUGUUGUUUACAAUGAAAUGAAAGGGCAAGUAUCCAAUAGUGAUUAUUAUUUUUACAAUAAAUUUCAAAGUACAGUAUAUCCAUCUUUAAAUAAUUCAGGUGGUGAUCCUAAAUGUAUUACAGAUUUAACUCAUGAUGACUUAAUGUCAUUUCAUGACAAAAAUUAUCAUCCUUCCAAUUGUAAAACAUUCUCAUAUGGUACCUUUCCAUUAAUUAAUACGUUACAAACAUUAAAUAAUGAAUUUAUUAAAUAUGGAAGAAGACAUAACAGUUUAAAGAAAUUACUUCCUAUAGAUUUCAAUAAACUUGACAAAAAACAUGUUAAAGUUGCAGGUUAUUAUGAUCCAAUGUUUCCCAAAGAGAAACAAUUUAAAUCUUCAUUGACAUGGAACUGUGGUUCUACAAGAGACAUUUACAAUAGUCUACUAUUAAAGAUACUUUCAUCACUUCUUUUAGAUGGACAGGCUUCCAUAUUCUAUAAGCACUUUAUAGAAUCUGGAGUAGGCACUGAUUUUACUAUAAACACAGGUUUUGAAAGUCAAACUGAGGCUAAUUUAUUUUCAGUAGGAUUGCAAGGCAUGACUUCAGAAUAUGUUGACAAGUUGCCAGAACUAAUUAACAAUGUCUUUAAAGAAUUUGUCACAGCACCUAUUAAUUCAAAAAAGAUUGAUGCUAUCUUACACCAAAUUGAAUUAAGCAAAAAAGACCAUAAAUCCAAUUUUGGCAUGCAAUUGUUAUAUUCUAUUCAACCAGGAUGGUCAAUAGAAAUAGAUCCGUUCAAGAUUUUGAAUUUUGAUGAGACUCUUGACAGGUUUAAAAAUGACUAUAAAGCAUAUGGUGAUGAUUUAUUUUACAGGUUGGUCCAUAAAUAUUUCUUAAACAAUGAGUGUUUAGAAACUUGUGGUAAUGUAAACUCUAGUGGUGAUUAUUUACAGUUUACAAUGAUUGGUGAUGAAAAUCUAUCCCAAGCAUUAGAAACGGAAGAAAGAGAGAGAUUAGCCAAGAAGAUUAAUUUGCUAAGUGAAAACGAUAAAAAGAUAAUUUUUGAGCGAGGGUUGGAACUUAAGAAAAAACAAGAAAGAAUUGAAGAUAUCUCUGUUUUGCCUGGAUUAGAUGUAGCUGAGGAUAUAUCACUAAAGAGUAAGCUAUAUCCAAUCAUAAUGGAUCAAAAUAUAAUGGUUAGAAUCACCGAUAGUAAUGGUCUUUCAUAUCUUAAAGGGAAAUUUUUGAUUAAUGAUAUUAUUCCAAAGGAACUCUACAAAUUUCUACCUCUAUUUGCUGACUCAUUAACUCAAUUAGGUACGAAGAGUCAAAACUAUAGCGAAAUUGAGGAUGAAAUUAAAUUAUUUACAGGUGGAAUCAGCACUCAAGUAAAUGGGUAUAAUAAUGUGAUAUUAAACAAUAAAGUUGAUUUAAAUUUCGAAGUUGCUGGAUGGUCAUUAAAUUCAAAAGCCGAUAAAAUUAUUGAGCUGUGGAGAAAAUUAAUAACCGAAACAGACUUCUCUGGUAAAAGAGAACAAUUGAAAAUUUUAAUUAAAAUGUUAGCAUCAUCAUCACUUUCCUCAGUAUCUGAAGGUGGUCAUUUAUUUGCUAUGAGACAUGCAAAUGCGCAUUUUAGUAGAUUAAAGUCGAUCAAGGAAACUAUGAAUGGUGUAGAACAGUUAAGUUUUGUGAUGCAGUUAAGUAAGAUUGUUGAGUCUGGAGAUGAAGUGAAAUUUGAAGAACAAAUAUUGAAACCUUUAUUAAAAAUACAAGAACUUAUCUUGAAUCUUCCACAACAAAAUUUGAAGUUUUCAAUAAUAACAGAUUCUAUUGAACAAUCAAAAUCUAUAAAGAAGCACAUAAGAGAUUUUCAAAAUUUAUGGUCAACAAAGUCAACUACCAAAGGUGAGACGAACUUGUUAAGAACAAAUGAGUUUCCAUUAUUAAAAUCUACACAAAGUAAUAGAACUAUUUUGAAGUUUCCAUUUCAAACUUUUUAUACUGCCAGGAGUCAAUCAUCAAAUAUAAUGGAUUAUCUUAACAAAGACAAUUCUUCGUUAUUAUUACUAAGUCAAAUCUUAUCAUUUAAGUUUUUACAUCAUGAGGUUAGAGAAAGGUUUGGUGCUUAUGGUGUCGGUAUGACAUACGAUUCUUUUGAUGGUAGUAUUGUUUAUUACAGUUAUCGUGAUCCGCAACCAAAAAACUCCUUGAAUAUAUUUAACGAAAUGAAUAAUAAUGUUAAGAUAAAUGAAAUUACUCAGCAAGAUAUCAAUGACGGAAAAUUGAGGAUUUUUCAAAACAUUGAUUCACCAAUGAAUAAACAAAAUGAGGCUAUGUGGAAUUUCAACUAUAUGAUCACAGACGAAAUGAGACAGGAAAGAAGAAUUCAAUUGUUAAAUCUAACAGUUGAUGAUGUAGCUAAUGUUUGGGAAAAAUACUUAUCAUCCAAAGAUCAAUAUCAGGAGGUUAUUGUGGGAGAUAUUCCUGCAGAGACCGGCGAUUAUGUUAUUGAUAUAAUGAAUUCAUGA